Molecule: messenger RNA, 1861 nt
Organism: Vanessa atalanta (red admiral)
Lineage: Eukaryota; Metazoa; Arthropoda; Insecta; Lepidoptera; Nymphalidae
Gene: NANS
Product: sialic acid synthase
Exons: 5
Coding region: 228-1277 (349 amino acids)
Biological process (GO): carbohydrate biosynthetic process
Molecular function (GO): N-acylneuraminate-9-phosphate synthase activity
Source: RefSeq, a predicted model, not a curated record
AUGCGGAGCGAGUGCUGGGCCGGGCGAGCGCGCACUACCGCACUAGUGCGACGGGCGCGCACCGAGUAGCUCGCUUUUAUAUUGAAUUGACCUUAUUUACUCAAUUCGAUCUUGGAAAGAGGGGUCGAUAAACCUUUCAAGUAAUAUUAAACAGUUUUAACAUAUCAGUUUGCGGCGGCACACGGUCACGAUUUGUUUGUUUUUAUGGCAAAUUGACAGUUUUGAAAAUGGUCGAAGUGAAGAUAACCGAUGACAUUAAAGUUGGCGGUAAUAAUCCAUGCUUUAUUAUCGCGGAAGCUGGUCAAAAUCAUCAAGGUGACAUUGAAAUUGCGAAAAAGUUAAUCAAAGCAGCUAAGGAAGCUGGAGCGAGCUGUGUUAAAUUUCAAAAGACAUGUCUCAAAGAAAAAUUUACCAAGAAAUAUUUAGAAAGGUCUUAUGACAAUCCGAAUUCUUGGGGUAAAACUUACGGCGACCAUAAAAGACAUUUAGAAUUUACGGAGAGCCAGUACAGGGAAUUGUUCAAAUAUGCUCAAGAGGUCGGAAUCCUCUUCACUGCUUCAGCCAUGGAUAUGGUUUCAUUUGACUUUUUAGUCAACAUCAAAGUACCCUUCAUUAAAAUUGGUUCAGGGGACUCAAACAAUUUGCUAUUUUUAAAGUACGCUGCGUCCAAGAAGGUCCCCCUUAUCAUAUCGACCGGUAUGGUUGACAAGCAAGCGGUGAAAACAAUUUACGAUAUAGUAUCAGCACAACACAAACAGUUCUGUUUAUUGCAUUGUAUAUCAGCGUAUCCAGUGCCUUUUGAAGAUUGUAAUCUUACUGUAUUACAAGAUUAUAAGAACACGUUUGAUGUCCCGGUUGGGUAUUCUGGUCAAGAACUGGGAACUGCAGUGGCAUUGGGCGCAAUUGCACUGGGAGCUAAGGUUUUAGAGAAACAUAUUACAUUGGAUAAAUCUAUGAAGGGAACGGAUCAUGUUUGCUCGCUCACACCCGCAGAAUUCAAGCAAUUAGUAAGAGACGUACGUGUAAUCGAAGCAUCUCUUGGCACUCCUAUCAAGAAAGUUGUAACUUCAGAAAUUCCAUGCAUUGAUAAAUUACAAAAGUCUCUUGUGAUGGGUUGCACAAAAAAUAAAGGUGAAAUUUUAUAUCCUGGUGACGUCAAAAUUAAGGUUGCAGAACCCAAAGGGCUAAAUGCGUUACAUUUCGAGGAAGUUAUCUAUAAAACACUCGUUUAUGAUAAAAAGGAAGAUGAGCCGCUCAAUGAAGGGGAUUUCUGUUGAUGUUAUCGAAAGAUAAAUCAAAUUAAUUAUUUUUAUAAUACAAUUACAGUUCUCGUUAGAAGUUUGAAGUUUCAAAUCUGACAUCAAUAUAUAAAAUAAUGCGUUUUCUACUGAGAGCUAAUUUCUUAUAAAGUAUCAUUGUUAUUGAAGAGAUUGAGAAGAGCAUACAUGUACAUUAUUUAUAUAUCCUUGGAAAUAACACAACAGAUAGUGACCGAAUUUGAACUUUGUACGUCAGAAACGUUUCACAGUAACGUGACAUAUAGAACGUAGCUCUCAAUUCGAUGUUUACGUUUUAAAUUAAAUGCGUUUAAAGAAGUUUCGAAGAUUUUUAUAUGAUGGAAGUGUACUUUGCAUAUUUGCAGAAGGUGCGCGCCGUUUUUAAUGAUUCUGAUAAAUACUUUUUGUCUCAUAUUCAGCAAGGCAUUAUUAAAACGUAUAACGCAACAAAUAAAUGUAAUUAUUAUUAUGAGCCAUAGAUAUAGUGAACUGUUAAUUAAAUAUAAAGAUAUAUAUGCAUGACUAGUUUUACGAAGAUAAGGACAAAAUAAAUAUUGGAAUUUAAUAUUAAUUAUGAAAAUAAA